CUCGACUUGACCGUGAACACGCCGCCGAGUCGUCAUCAUGAGGCGAGGCAAGAUGGGCAUUGGAGCCGUCAAGUGGAAGCAGGACCAGAAGAAGGCGUAUGAGGAAGUGGGCGCGCAAUUGACACAGAACCACUUGACGCAUGUGCAAGAGCAGCUGCAGGUGUUCAAGACCAACUUGCAAACGUUCGCGGUCAAGUACAAGUCGCAGAUCAAGAAGGAUCCCGAGUUUCGCAAGCGCUUCCAGGUCAUGUGUGCCAAGAUUGGGGUCGACCCCCUCGCAUCCCAGAAAGGGUUUUGGUCCGAGCUGCUGGACAUGGGCGAUUUCUACUACGAGCUGGCUGUGCAAAUCAUCGAAGUGUGCAUCUUGACGCGCAACAAGAACGGCGGAUUGAUUGCGAUCCAGGACCUUCUCGCGCUGCUGGACCAGCGACGCGGGCCCAUGAUGCAAAAGAUCUCGGACGACGACAUCAAGCGAUCUGUGAAGAAGCUCAAAGUUCUCGGCGAAGGCUUUAACGUGAUUGAACUUGGCAUGAAAACGAUGAUUGUGACUGUACCAGUGGAGCUAAGUCAAGACCAUUCGUCCAUCUUGCUGCUCGCCCAAGACACGCAAGGGGUGGUGACAGUCGCCACGUUGGCGGACCGAUUGGGGUGGGAUGCGAAUCGAAGUACGUUGGCGCUGAACGUUCUCUUGCGGGAAGGCAUGGUGUGGCUGGAUGGAGGAGACCAGAAUGGUUCUGGCGCGGCGUAUUACUUCCCCAGCAUUGCAUUGGGCCCAUCGACGUCGUCGUCAAGUACGAGCUCAAGUUAAAAGCUUCCAAACAAGGUCAUUUUCGACAGGAAAAUAGUCAGUUUAUGGUGCAUAUACACACCCAAAAGU
This is a messenger RNA of Aphanomyces astaci, 877 nucleotides long. RefSeq lists its product as hypothetical. Gene Ontology annotation, biological process: protein transport to vacuole involved in ubiquitin-dependent protein catabolic process via the multivesicular body sorting pathway. NCBI's taxonomy places the organism in Eukaryota, Oomycota, Saprolegniomycetes, Saprolegniales, Verrucalvaceae. Bases 38 to 808 code for a protein of 256 amino acids. Gene Ontology annotation, cellular component: ESCRT II complex. The record is from RefSeq and is a predicted model, not a curated record. The transcript is spliced from 3 exons.